Cinara cedri is the source of this 10421-nucleotide messenger RNA. NCBI's taxonomy places the organism in Eukaryota, Metazoa, Arthropoda, Insecta, Hemiptera, Aphididae. The record is from the annotation of a GenBank genome assembly.
AUGAAGAGGCUAACUGCCAAAUUAGUAUUUAUGGGCUCUCAAGGUAUGUUAAUUAUAAAUAAUAGUUUAUUGUUUAUUCAGCUGUUCUGAUUUUCACUAUCUACCCAUACAAUCCAACAAACUCGAGAAUCCAUUUAUUCAAUAGUGGAUAUUAAUUAUUAAUUUAUAGGUACCUAUUAUUAACUUUUGCCAAUAGAAAUAUUCUGGAAAUAUGCUUGUUAAGGAUUUAAUAAGAGACUCUACCAAUUGGAAAAUAAACAUAAAUUAAGUUCCUACACCCUUCCCUAAAAAAUGUCUUAGCUACCUACUUAAAUUUAACUUUAAUUUUUGUAUCUAUUCAAGAGAUUUUAAGUUAUUUAUUUAAUAAUGUAAUAUAGAUGCUAGUUAGGUCUUUAUAUAAACAUAUAUAGACACAUAUGUUUUGUAAAUAAAUGUAUUCAAAUAAUAAAUUCCAUAAUUUUUAUAUCAUAUGUUAAAAUAUCAUACAAAUUUGAAUAUAUUAACCACAUUAAAAUGCCAGAAAUUAUUUAUUAUUAUUACCUAAUUAAAAUAUGCAGUACUAACCUCGAUAUUAGUAUAGUAGAAAUUAAAAAAAAAGAGAUUUUAGUUAAUUAUAAAUAUUAAAACAUAACUUUUACUUGACAUAUUUGGUAGGUACAAAUGGAAUACAUAUAAAUAAGUAAUUAUCUAUAAACUUUAAUUAGGAGUUUAAAAUUUAUUUUAUUAGGUAUUUAUAUUUAAUUAUAAAUUAACCUAGUAGUUUUAAAAAACUGUAGAUUUUGCUCAUUUUAUUCAAUUUAAGCAUAAUAUAGUUUUUAUAAACAAGUAUGUAGGUUAUGAUUAUGCACAUAUUCUCUUGAAUCAAUAUUAUAUAUAUAUAUAUAUAUACUCAUAUAUUUAUUUUACAAUACAACAUAGAUCAAUGGUCAACUGAUUAAGUAUGUGCACUGCAUUAUUGGAAAUUAUAAAAAAACAUAGAUUACAUACUUAGAUAUCAUACGGAUAAUGGAUAAGUAGGUAAUUAAAGUUUUUAAAGGCAAAACCAAUAAUAAACCAUUGUGUUCAAAAAACAAUUCUGAGUUGAACAGAAUUCUCUUUAACAUAUUAUAAAUCUUAUUAAGAUUAAAAAUAUUCCUUCACUCUUGGGAACAUUAUUAUUCUAUUUCUGUUACACUUUUUAUAAAUAAUAACUAGGGCUUACAGAAAUAGGUAUGCUUUAAAAACCUAUUAUGCAAUUCUGAAAUGAAAAUUACCAAAAUUAAUCGAUUUAACACAACAAACGAGUAUAAAUCACGACUGCACUACUGCAGUUAUUAUGAUAACUCAAAUAAAAUCAAAGUCAUAUCAAAGGUACAAUAAAAUACUUAGACAUUCCAAUAUAACAUUACUGAUAUAUUAAUAGGUAAAUUGAAUAAGUCAUAACAACUUAUUUUAGUGAAACAAAUUAAUAAAUAAAUAUCUAAAAUUUCAUAUAUUUUUUUUUUAUUAUUAUUUAUUUAAACUAAAAUGUUUCAGCACACCUGGUACUAUUACAAGUAUAUAUGUUUAACAUUUAUAUUAGUUACUAAUUAUUUGAAUUGAUAUGUUAAUAGUCAUAGGAUAAUAAUGAUGUUCACAGCGGUAAUUGUUAGUAUAAUAGAACUUAGCAUAUUAAUUAUGAUUAUUAUCUUCUGAUGGCUAAUUUUUGGUAUCUGUUGUGAAAAUGUCUUGAGGGAGUCGAGGCUGCAGACGUCUAUGAGUGUUUUUUUUUUCUAUAGGUUGUAAUGGCAGGCUCUGUCCGAAUUUUUCAGCUUGGUGUGAAAGUUUUUAAAUUGAGUUUUGAUCCAUGCAUUUAAAAUAAGGGCAUUCCCAUAUCAUUAUAAGUGACAAUUUCUCAUGUACCACAGAGCUUUAAGGCAUUCUUAGAAACUUAUUUUGAAGAACUUGGAUCCUAUUUAUCUUAGUACGUGAAGCAGCAGCCUAUAUUGAACAGGCAUAUCAGUGGCCUGAUUAUUAAAGUGUAUAAGAGGAGGCAUGAUUUAAUUUGAAGUGUUGAUUUUGAGUUGACUAGAGGAUAGAAAAUUUUCAUUUUAGCAUAUCCUUGUGUGAGGUUAUUAUUAAUGUGGAUAUUCGAUGUGAGUUUAUCGUCAAGAUAUUCGACUGAGUUGUAUUUUGUACUCCACUAUAUGGCACAUUUAUAUUUCAAAUUCUUGAACAAUUAUUUUUUGAUUUUUAAUUCGUCAAGUUUAAAAUAUAUUAGAAAUUUACAAAAUCCCUGAAAUAUACUCUAAAAACGCUCAAUAUCGUAAAAUAUACUUAAAACGGCAAAUAUGCAAAAUAAAAUUAUAUAUUUUACAUAUUAUAUAGGCCCGUUAUAUUAUCAUAAAACAAAUUUUAGUAUUGACUACUUUACUAAUAUUUUUUUAACAACAAAGAAUAUAUAAAUGUUGAUCAUACUAAUUACCAAUACCUUUUGCUUUCAUUUUUUUAAAAUAAUUUAUAUUUAAUACUUGAGGAAUUUAUUGCAAUUAACAAAUGGCAGUACCUACAUACAUGUAGAUAAAUAAUCAAAUUUUGCAAUAAGUUUCAGAUUUUAGUAAGUAAUACUAACUUUACUAGCUAAUUCUAUGUUUUUUUUUACAAUAAAAUAAAAUAAAUUAAUAAAAUCUAUAGAAAAAAUGUACUAUACAAUGAUACUAAUUUAUUAAUAUUAUGUAAUAAUAAUAUUUAAAAUAUAUAUUCCCUGGUAAGAUUUUUUUGAUUUCUCUAUAUGUUAUGUGUUUAUACAUAUUUCAGGAGUUGGAAAAUCAAGUAUAAUUACCAGAUACAUAAAAGAUGACUACAAAAACGAAUGUGAAGCAACAAUUGGUGCUUCAUUUAUGUAUGCAAAAGUUACAAUACAGAACUAUCAAAUUACUUUAAAAGUAAUAUUAUAUUAGUUAAAAAUUAUAAAACAAUUAUUUUUUUUUAAUUAUAAGCUGAUAGCUAAUAGUCAAAUAUACCUAUAUUAUAACUUGGGUUAUUUAGCUUACCUAUAAUUUUGUUUGUUUUAUUUAAAGUAUAAAUAUUUUAUUAGAGCAUAUUUUACAACAUAAUUUCAAAUAUUAAAGACUUGCUUUAAACUGUAUAUUAAAUAUCAAUAUUAAGAUAUUUAUCUGAAUAAACACAACUUUACACAAAUAAUGUAUGUUCCAAUGUAUGCUGAAUUUUUAAAUCGCAACAUUAGUUACAAGUUAUAAUUUUAGAAAAUAUAAUAACUUACAAGUACCUAUAAUAAUGUUUUGUUUUUUUUUUUUUUUAAGGUAUGGGAUACAGCUGGUCAAGAACGGUUUCGUAGUUUAGUACCAAUGUACUAUAGAAAUGCAGAUGCUGUUGCUAUUAUUUUUGAUGUAUCAGAUAGAGAAUCAUUUAAUCAAGUUAAAGAUUGGAUCAAUGGUGAAUCAUACUAAAUUCGAUUUAUUUUAUUAUACUAUUAUAAUGUAUGUAUUAAUUUCAGAAGUAAAAAAGAAUACAGAUACUCCUGUAAUUUAUUAUGUAGUUGGAAACAAAACAGAUUUAAUAGAUUCAAGGACAAUUAUGUAUGAAGAGGCUAAAGAAUUUGCCAAUUCAGUUAAUGCUCACUAUUGGGAAACUAGUGCUUAUUCUAACUCAGGUAAAAUUUAUUUAAAAUUAUAUAACUUGUAUGAGUAUUACAAGUUUUAGAUAAAUAAUAUAAAAUAUAUAAUAAAAAAAUAGAAAACUUAUGAUGUGUUUUAUAUUAAAUACCCUACUAAAAUCACCCACACGAGUGUAUUUAUAGGUUUCAAUAUUUUGAUGGCGUUUUAAUGUUUCAUAAUCUCUUAAAAUUCUUUGAAUAUUGAUUUUUCUUCAUUAUGGUAUUAUGACCUUCAUUAAAAAAUAUAGAUUAAUUUUUUUUUAAAACAAAAAAUCUAAAAAUCUAAAGUUUAGAAACAGAAUUAGUUUCAAGAAAACUGUUUGACCAAUAAUGAUACCAUAGUUUUUGGUUUAUAUUAAGAAAAAAUAUAGAAACCCAUUUACUAAAUUUUAAAGUCUUAUCACUCAGUAUUAAGGUGAGAGCAGUAGUACAAUUCACCAACUAUAAAAUAAAUCAAAAUUAUUAUAAGCUUACAAGUUUAAUUUAAAAUGUAUAUAUUAUAUUCAAUUAUAUUAUGUUUUUCUUUAUUCAGACCUUUCAUAAUUUAUAUAUAUUUUAUAGGAUAGAAAUAUUAAUCUUAUUUCUUAAUAUUUAUAAUUUAUAAUGAAUAAAAAUCUGUAUUAAAAAUUACUUGAGGAAAAUAUCACAAAUAGCUCUUCUUUUCCACAGACUAAUUGGUUCAAGUCCAUUAUUGCCUAUUAAAUGUCCUAAAAACUCAAUGAAAAAAUAUGCAUGGGUUAGGAUUUAAAUAUUUCUACUAUCUAGAGAUGGAUUCAUAAUCACUGAAUCAAUGUAUCUUACAAUUUAACUUAAAUGCGUCCCUAUUCCUAAUGAAUGUUAAAUGUGCAAUUAAUAUAAUUAAAGAAAAAAACUUAUCUUGUCACACUGUACCUCUAAUUUUUAUGGUAAAGUCUAAAAACACUAUUCGAUUAUUAUGAGUAUGAUUAUUAUAGAAUCUAAUGAUUUUAAUAUUAUUUCUAAAAUAAAAAUAUUCUACUGUUAAUUAAAAAAAAAAAUAGUAGACAUUUUUUUUGCAUUAAUAUUAUUGCUUGUCAGUGCAUAAAUAUAUAAUUUUAUAGACUUCAAAAAUGAAAAGGAGAUUAUGUAUUCGAUGGAUAUGUUUUUUAUUUGUAUAAUAUUUAAAUAAGACAAUUUUCCUAAAUUGUUUAUAAUUAUAACCACAAUUAAAUAUUGUUGAUAUUGAUACAUUUGGGAUUUUAAAUCUUUUUGUUUUUCAUAUUUUUAAAAUAAACAAAUAUGUAAAACAAAUUAAAAAUAUUAAUAUUUUUAAGAACAAUUCAAUUAUUUAUAGAUAGUUAAAAUAAAAUUAUAUGUCUUAUUAAAAGAUAAAUUAUAAAGUACCUAUAUAUAUUUUAAUUAAUUUUUAGGUAUUCAAGAUUUGUUCACAAAUAUUGGUCGAAAUUUAAUAGAAAUGUUAGAAAGUUCAAAUCCACCAGUCAAUUUAAAACUUGAAAUUGAUCCAGAAGAAGUUCCGAAUAAUGAUAGUAUAAAUAAUUCUAAUAUAAUAUCAUGUUGUACAAGUUAAUAGUGUACUUAAAAUGUAUUAUUAUUAUUUUUCUUCAUUUUUUUAUUUGUUCAUUAUCAUUGUAUGGGUAGAAAUAUUUAAAAAUAACUUAGUAGUUCAUAUUAUACUUUAUAAGUAUACUCUUGAAGUUUAAUUUUAUAUAUUAAUUAUUCAUUUUAAGUAUUGUUUAAAAUUGGAACAAAUUUAUUCAUUGUUUUCUAAGUUUAAAGUUUACUGUUACAAAUUUAUUGUAAAUAUAUAUUAUAGAUAUUUUAUUGAGUUGCUCAUAUUUAUAUGAUACAAUUAUAAACUAUAGGUACCUGUUAUUGAUUAUAGAAUAAUAAAUGUAUUAUAUAACCAAUGCUCAAUUAUAAUAUAGGUAUAAUACUUUGAAUACCCACUAUCAUUAUUUAUUAAUAGUUGUUCAAAUGAACUAUAAUAAUAGGUAUUAGUUAAAUAACUGGUACAGUAUUUUCCUAUUCAUUCAAAUGCAUUGAAGUAUACAACCAUUAUUUAAUGUAUUGAUAUUUAAUGUAAUAAUAUAAUAUUAAUAUUUCAGAUGUAAAAUAUAUGACUUGAUAGCAUUUUUUGAGGUACAAUAUAAGUUUUUCAUGCGGAAAUUUAUUGAACUAAUUUUAAAAUGUAUAUUCUGAAUGAUUUCAUGGAAAUCAAACUUAUUAUUUACUACUAAGCAUUUCAUACUUGUACAUUUUAUAUUUUGUUUAAUCCUCUUCCAGUAUUUAUAUACUAACCAUAUUUAUUUUAACAUCAUAGCCUGAAUGUGGAGCUCUACAGACAUAUCAUUGAAAACAUAAAAAUCAAAUUAAAUUAUUUUAAAUUUUGGGUCUGUGUUUUUUAAUGCGGAUGUCUGAUAAGAAGUGCAUAGUUAAAAUAAGAACAAACAUUUAAUUAUAGAUCUUUUUUAAUGUAUUUCUCAAGGCUCAAUAGAAUUCAGAUAUUUAUCUUAAAUUUCUAUGAUAAUAAUUAUACUAAUUGUAUAAAGGUGAACUUUGGUAAUUUCUACUUAAUAAUUAAUAAUGUCACUAAUAUUUCAAAUAGUUAACCAUAAUAUAACAUGUACCCCAAUUAAAAAAAAAUUUUACAAGGAAAAUCCUUGUGGAAUAUCAUCCCAAUUUAGAAAAGAGCCAACACUUUAAAUAAGUUCUAGAUAAAACCCAUUUUUUUUAAUAUAACUCAAAGGUUAAAUAAACCAUCAAUUACAUACAAUACAUAUGUUUUAAAUUCAAAAUGAUUUUUUAUAUUUGUUAUAUUAACUAUAUACAGGGUUUAAAAAUAAGAUCCAACCCCAGAAAUAACUUAAUCUUAUCAAUAGGUUUUAUUAAUUUUUAAUUUUUUUUAUAUAUAUUCACAUAAUUUAUAUGCUCGUACUAUAGUCAAAAUAUUAUAAGUUUUUUUUAUUUUUAGCUGAGGGAACAUAAAAUAAAAAUAUAUUUAUGUGAAAAAAAUUGAUUUGGCCGAUUGGAAAACCUUAAACAUUUGACUAGGGGUUCAUCAAAGGUGUACUUAAAGGUACAAAAAUAGUUUAAAGUAGUACCUAGGUAUUGUGUAGUAGUUUUUUCAUAAACACGUUUAAAGUUUAAAUUUGAAUAUAAAUAGUCAAAAUUAACAUAAUUUUGGGACGGGUAUUAUUUUCAGAUUUACAUGAUAAUUUUUUGGCCAAACCAAAAUGUAUAAAAUAGACGUUCAUCAAAAUUGUAUUUAAUGUUAAAAAAAAAAAAAAAAAAAAUAGAGCCAAUUGUAGUAAUUUUCACUUUAUUUUUGUAAGCUUUUUAAAAGACUGCAAUAAUCAGAAACAUAAUAUUCCGGGAUAUAAAUUUCUGGAACGAAAAUAACAGUGUUAUUAAUUCCUGAACGUAAUAAUUCGUAAUUAAAAAUCAUACAAUAAACACGAGGCAUGAGUUGCGCAUGACAUUAGUCAGUAUACAUUUUAGUAUUUUACCGAUGCUCGAAAAAAUUAUUAUUUUUUUUUUUUUAGACGUCAAACCGACACUGUGCGCACCCUGAUUGUGCCAUAGAGACGUACGCGCGCACGCCUGACCCACGUAUAAAUGCUUGAUGAUUCUGAUGCAACGUUUCAUUCGAUAAUCGUUGACGAGAUUUUAUACACUGUUGUGUGGUCCUACCGAAAUUCAAUACAGUAUAAUAUUCAUUUCUAUGGUAGACACUCGACACUACACCGGUCAGGUUUAUUAAAUAGUUUUCCAACCAUUUUAAAACAAAUUAUUGAUAUUUGGUACGUAUAUGCUUAAUUAAUGUAUUUAAUGUUAGGUAUAUUAUACUAUUUUUUUUAUAGUACACGUUUCACAGCCAUCCCGAGUAUAUAACAGCCGCGUUAUAGAUUCAUUAUCCACUAAAAUUAUUUAUAUUCCGUACCACCUAUAGAGAUAUAGGUACUUAUUUUUAAAAUUGUCCGAUUUCUACACACUAUAAACAGCAACUAGGUACAUCAUUUAAUGUCAAAAAUCUACUGAAAUAAUAUCAGUUUACCAUAGCCAAGGAAUAUUGUAAGGACUCAGUUUUUACUUAGUAAUGCCUACCUACUUAUAUAAUUUAUUGUGGUCUAGUAUACUUGUAUUGUAUUCAUUACAAUAAUUUGUAUUAUAUAUUAUUGUGUGCAAUGCAGUACAUAAUAUAGGUAUACAUAUUCUAUUCUGUUGUUAUACAUUAAAACUUCCAUAUAAUGGUCCCCGAAGAGAUCAGAAAUAAUUACCGCUAUUUAGAGGUUUCUUAUAGAAGCAUAACACUUGACAUGACCAAAAAGAAUUACCGUUAACGGAAGUUUUACUGUAACUAAGUUAAAUACUACUAUUAAAUCAAGAUAAUGCUUACCAUUAUAAGUAUUCAAUUUAGAAUUCUGUAAAAAAUAUUUUAUUAUUUUUAGACAAUAUGGACGACCAGGAUAAUUUGACUUCAGUUCUUUAUGGUGUGAGAGAUUUAAGACUUGUUAGUACAUAUUUGAUAAUAUUAUAAUUUAGUGAUAUUUAAAGAUUUUAUUACUUAAUUGUUUUCUUUUAUAAUUAUUAGGAACAACGGCCCAUACCAAAACCUGGCUAUAAUGGUAAGAAAUUAUCAACUACUUAUAAUUUAAUGCUAAAAUGUCUAUUGUAUUACUUAAUCAUAAAUCUUGUAGAAGUAUUAUUGAAAAUUCAACGUGUUGGAAUAUGCGGUUCAGAUGUCCAUUAUUUAGUACACGGUAGUAUUGGUAAUUAUGUUGUUAACGAACCAAUGAUUAUUGGACAUGAAGCUAGUGGAAUUGUAGUGAAACUAGGAGAAGGAGUGACAAAUCUUUCUAUUGGUCGGUAUAAAAAUAUUUAAAAUUAAUUUACUAUUAAAAAGUUUUUAAAAACAUUUUUGUAUCAUAGGUGAUAGAGUGGCCAUUGAACCGGGUGUAUCAUGCCGUAUGUGUACAUUUUGCAAAAAUGGCAAGUACAAUUUAUGCCUUGAUAUGAAAUUUUGCGCUACACCACCAAUAGAUGGAAAUUUAACUCGUUAUUAUGUUCAUGCUGCUGAUUUUUGUUACAAGUAAGAUUUUGGUUCUAUAAUUUAUUGAUAAUAAAAUUUUGUGUAAAUAUUGCAGGUUACCACGACAUAUGACUUUAGAAGACGGUGCCAUGUUAGAACCACUUUCUGUUGGUGUACAUGCUUGCAAAAGAGGAGGUGUUACGGUUGGUUCUUCUGUACUAAUUUUAGGAGCUGGGCCCAUUGGUUUGGUCACAUUAGCCACUGCAAAAGCAAUGGGUGCUUCAAAAAUUUUUAUAACAGAUCUUACAGAUUACCGAUUGAAUGUAGCUAAAAAAAUGGGUGCUUUUAAAGUAAUUCAAAUCAAUAAAGGAGAAUCUGAUGAACAAGCAAUAGAAAAUAUGAGAUUUGAAUUGAAUAACGAACUUCCUGAUGUUACUAUUGAUUGUAGUGGUUUCCAGCAGACAAUGAAAAUGGGAAUUGAAGUGAGUACAUAUAGUAAAUUACUAUGGUCAAAUAUUGACUGAUACAUAAAUAUAUUAUAAUUAUAUUUGCAUAUAGAUGUUAGAAUUGUUGUAAAUAUUUUAUGGUUGAGCCUGCCGUAUUCCAUGUUAUUUUUACAUUCACUAGUCACUACCUUGUUCUACUCAUUUUAAAUAAUAAUAGCUAACUAUUUAGUCUAUACUCGAUAUUGGUAAGGCACCCUGUAAUGAAAUUUUAAAUAAAAAAGGGAUUGCCGGUUUAAAAUAAAAAUAAAUAUAUAUUAUAAUAAUAUAAAAAAUAUAUUAGAAACAAAAAUUACCAUCUAUAUUAAAUUUAACUAUUUAAUUUUUUUUUUUUAAUAUGAAAUAUGAAAUAUGGCCGUAUUAGGACCUAAAAUACCAAUAUAUAAAUUAUAUUCAAUACAGUACUAAAAAACUAAAACAAUUUAGUUUAUUACUUCAUAAAGUUUAAAUUUGUAAAAUAUAAUGUAAAUAUAGCUAAUAUAUAUAUGUAUUUCAGUACUAAAAAAACUAAAACAAUUUAGUUUAUUACUUCAUAAAUUAUACAUUUGUAAAAUAUAAUGUAGAUAGCUAAUAUAUAUAUAUAUAUAAGUUACACAUGAAUGUAAAUAUUAUCUUUAUGAUCUUGUAUAUUUAAUUUUCAAAAUACUAAUUUAAUUAAAAACGUAAAAAUAUUCAAAUAAUUCCAACCAACAAUUUUGAGAAUUAUAAAGUAAUAUAAUAUAUUAUACCAUGUAUGUCUUGCAAAUUUCAAUGUUAAGUCUCUAUAGUUAAAAAACCUUUGAAGUCAGCCCAAAGUUUAGAGUUUGAAAGGUUUUGCAAGUCUUUUUAAAGUGUUUGAAAAGUAGUUCACCUUCCAAACUUUUCAGAAUUGUGAGCUUAUAUAAAUUAGUUUAUAAUAUUCCCAUAUUAUGUUUUAGUUAACAAAAUCUGGAGGAGUACUAAUGAUUGUUGGAAUGGGAGCAUCAAAAAAUGUUGAACUACCUUUGUUUAAUGCAUUAGCUAGAGAAGUAGACAUUAAAGGAGUCUUCCGCUAUGCCAAUGAGUAUAUUAAUAAAUACAUUUUUUCUUACUAAUACAAUAUUAUUCAAAUAAUGACUUGAUAUGAUUUAAAAUUUGUUUUAGUUAUCAAGAUGCAUUAUCAUUAAUCUCUUCAGGAAAAGUUAAUCUGAGUCCAUUAAUAACUCAUCAUUAUACAAUUGAAGAAUCAUUAGAAGCUUUUAAAACAGCAGAGACUGGAGUUGGAAAUCCAAUUAAAGUUAUGAUACACGUUGAUUAG